Molecule: messenger RNA, 1033 nt
Organism: Eublepharis macularius
Lineage: Eukaryota; Metazoa; Chordata; Lepidosauria; Squamata; Eublepharidae
Gene: KCTD21
Product: potassium channel tetramerization domain containing 21
Exons: 3
Coding region: 250-1032 (260 amino acids)
Biological process (GO): protein homooligomerization; ubiquitin-dependent protein catabolic process
Molecular function (GO): histone deacetylase binding; cullin family protein binding
Source: RefSeq, a predicted model, not a curated record
CACCCCUGGCCUUUUCUCUGUCUUUUUUCCCCACCCCCUGCGGUUGUGAUAAGGGCUGAGUGCCUCCAAGAAGGGGAAAGUGGAACCUCAGCAUUCAGAGGCAGUGUACCUUCGUUUACCGGACGCUGGGGACAAUCAACAGACGAUCUCUGUAUAUUUAACUGCAACACUGACAUUCUGCAUUAUCAGUAAAGAAUCUCAAAGCAGAUCGUUUCAGAACAUUUCCUGAAGUUGCAGUGUUAACACACCAUGUCGGAGCCCAUAACGCUCAACGUUGGUGGGAAGCUGUACACCACUUCGCUAUCCACCUUGACCAGUUUUCCUGACUCGAUGUUGGGUGCCAUGUUCAGUGGGAAAAUGCCGACCAAGAGGGACAGCCAAGGGAACUGCUUCAUCGACAGGGACGGAAAGGUUUUCCGAUACAUCCUCAACUUCCUGAGGACCUCUCACCUGGAUCUACCAGAGGACUUCCAAGAAAUGGGCCUCCUUCGACGAGAAGCGGAUUUUUACCAGGUCCAGCCGUUGAUCGAAGCCUUGCAGGAGAAGGAGGUGGAGCUCUCGAAAGCCGAGAAAAACGCUAUGCUCAACAUCACCUUAGAUCAAAGGACUCAGACAGUUCACUUCACGGUCCGGGAAGCUCCGCAGAUCUACAGCUUGUCCUCGUCCAACAUGGAAGUGUUCAGUGCCCACAUCUUCAGCACCUCCAGUUUGUUCUUGAAGCUCCUGGGCUCCAAACUGUACUACUGUUUCAAUGGCAACCUGUCGUCUAUAUCUAGUUAUCUGCAGGAUCCUUACCACGUCACCUUGGACUGGGUGGCUAGUGUGGAAGGCCUACCCGAGGAGGAGUACACAAGGCAGAACUUAAAGAGGUUGUGGGUCCUGCCGGCGAAGAAGCAAAUUAACACUUUCCAGGUAUUUGUGGAGGAGGUCUUGAAAAUCGCCAUGAGCGACGGGUUUUGCGUCGACUCCUCUCACCCGCAUUCCUCGGAUUUCAUGAACAAUAAGAUUAUCCGUCUCAUUCGGUAUAAGUAGA